This is a messenger RNA of Calidris pugnax (ruff), 2847 nucleotides long. RefSeq names its product cyclin E2 (gene CCNE2). Gene Ontology annotation, biological process: G1/S transition of mitotic cell cycle; regulation of cyclin-dependent protein serine/threonine kinase activity. Lineage: Eukaryota; Metazoa; Chordata; Aves; Charadriiformes; Scolopacidae. The transcript is spliced from 11 exons. The record is from RefSeq and is a predicted model, not a curated record. Gene Ontology annotation, molecular function: cyclin-dependent protein serine/threonine kinase regulator activity. Gene Ontology annotation, cellular component: nucleus; cytoplasm; cyclin E2-CDK2 complex. Bases 342 to 1559 code for a protein of 405 amino acids.
UCCCCCGCCAAGGGUAGAAGAGCUCAGCUCGCCUGAGCCAAACUGGAGCUCGCCUGAGCCAAACUGGUGGCUGAUGUGUGUGUGGGCAUCCCUGGGUAACCCGCCUCAGCCACGCAGCUGCCCGCCCGCAGGGAGCGGAGGAGCCUGUGGUGAUACACCUGGGGCAUUCCUCACACCAGUAGAAAAAUGCUCGUGCCCUCCUAUUUCAGCCACGUAAACCCUGCCGCUCUUUGUGAUGCGCCCCGUGACACGGAACUCGGUCCCAACACCUUGAGUGCACGUUAUUAACUGAGCUUGUGUUAUUCCUUUGGUCCAGGUAGAGAUCCUCCAACCCAAAGAAGAUGUCAAGACGCAGUAGCCGCUUGCAAGCCAAGCAGCAGCAGCCGCUGUCGUGCCAAGAAGAGUCUCCACAAGAACUGCAGACACCAGAGCAUCUCCAAACCCGAAAAAGGAGAACAGCAGAGCAGGAGAUUAAGAAAAGAGAAGAUGGGAAAAUUGCUAAAAAGCAUCAAUAUGAGAUUAAGAGUUGUUGGCCGCCCACGAUAACAGGAGGCAUCUCACCUUGCAUCAUUAUUGAAACGCCUCACAAAGAAUCAGUAACCACUGACUUCUCAAGAUUCAAAAAGUACAGGUUCAGAAACCUCUUCAUAAAUCCAUCACCUUUGCCAGAACUCAACUGGGGAAAUUCCAAGGACGUCUGGCUCAACAUCCUGAAGAAGGAGAACAGAUACGCUCACUGCAAACAUUUCACCUCCCUACAUUCCAGUUUGCAGCCUCACAUGAGAUCCAUACUCUUAGACUGGCUCCUAGAGGUUUGUGAGGUGUACGCGCUCCACAGGGAAACCUUCUACCUGGCUCAAGACUUUUUUGACAGAUUCAUGUUGACGCAGAAGAACAUUAACAAGAGCAUGCUUCAGCUCAUAGGAAUUACCUCAUUAUUCAUUGCCUCCAAACUUGAGGAAAUCUACGCUCCUAAAAUACAGGAAUUUGCUUACGUCACUGAUGGUGCUUGCAGUGAAGAUGAUAUUGUACGGAUGGAACUCAUUAUGUUAAAGGCUUUAAAAUGGGAACUCUGCCCCGUGACAAUCGUCUCCUGGCUCAACCUCUAUCUUCAAGUGGACGCUCUGAAGGAUGUUCCCAAAGUGCUGCUACCUCAGUAUUCUCAGGAAAAAUUCAUCCAGAUAGCACAGCUCUUAGACCUGUGUAUUCUAGAUGUGAAUUCUUUGGACUUCCAGUACCGCACGCUGGCCGCUGCAGCGCUCUGCCACUACACCUCCAUGGACGUCGUUAAGAAAGCCUCAGGCUUAGAGUGGGAGAGCAUUUCGGAGUGCGUGGAGUGGAUGGUUCCCUUCGUGACCGUGGCGAAAAAAGUCCCCGCCACGCUGAAGAACUUCAAGAAGGUUGCAGCAGAAGAUCAACACAACAUCCAAACACACACCAAUUACUUGGACAUGCUGGAAGAAGUCAACAGUGGAGUAGCAUCUACUGCCCCAGGUGAGUUAUCGCCUGUGUCAACGGGAGGAAUAAUCACCCCUCCCAAAAGUACAGAGAAGAAAUGAGCUAUGGACAAGGAACAGUUUCAGAAACAGGACUUGGUGCUUCAGAACAAGACCACACUAAAGGUGACUCAUGCUCUUCACUGCCAUUCAAGCCUGGGGCAGUAAAAGAGGCAUCAAACAGAGCAGCAGAUGGAAGCUGAGACCCGUGUCCUCCUACAGCCUUGACCCGAGAUCCAUGCUGAGCAGCCCUCCCUGCUCUCACAGGAGCCUGGACCGCUUCGGUCCCUUCUCAGACACGACUUAGUUCAACUCAGACCAUUCCUAACUUAUGAAUUUCAAGAACUCUUUACAGGUGGCCGAGUGGCGCAAGUUUGUCCACUCAACUUACAAGCCAACCUUGCUUUAACUGGGGCCAACCAUAGAGGAGAACGUAACCACAGCUUGUACAUAUUACCUCUUCUUGGUGGUUUUUUUUUUAGGUUUCGUUUUUUUAAUUUUUCUUGGUAAGGCCAGAGCUUCAGGCCUGUCCGUUUGUGACCCAUGAGCUCAGGUGCAGUAUUACAGAGGUCAGGGGUAAGCAGUUUACUUCUCCAAAACCACUCUGCCCUCGCCUUACAGCGCAGCCAGCCCCAGCUCCACCCCAGGCUGACCAACUCAAGGUGGUCCUUCAGGGCUGCAGCAAACUUCAGUUCUCAUGCAUGCACAGACUGUGCUGCCCAACCAACCUUAACUGGAAGAAGUACAGUCCUUGAAGGAAAGAGUUGUAUUUUACAAGAUCCAGCCACCGACUGCCAACAACCACCACCACAAGAAGAACUGGAGAGGGCAUGGCAACCAACUGACCCGCUGGUACUCUACAAACCACUCACGGUGUAGGAACAGUAUUUUAAACUAACUGUGGAGCUGUGUUUUUAUCAGUGUUUAUAAACAGCAUUAACUACUGUGUUUUCCUUGCAAUACUCACUACCUCUGCCUCUGAGGUGCUUGGCUCCUGCGAUGAAGGGACAGGACAGUCCUGGGAAGGAGGGGGAUCGCUCCCUCCUCCCCCUUCAAGGUGCUCCUGCCCCUGCCCCACAUCCAGGGAGAAGGUGCUGGUGCUGCACGAGAGCAUCAGGUGCCACCCACAGCCACGUUGAACCCGUGCUCUUGGCAAACUUGAAUUCCUGUCGUCUCGAAACAAGCCAUUGUGGAACCAGUUGCUUCCAGCCUUCUGUACACUUUGUAAAAAUAAGGGGUUUAUUAUAAGAUUUCCUCUAUUUCUAAAAAAGAAAGAUACUAGCCUGUAAAUGUUGUAUAAAAAUUUAAAUGAAUUUUAAAAAUAAAGUCUUCAAGGAUUUUUUUUUCCCCA